Molecule: messenger RNA, 2068 nt
Organism: Branchiostoma floridae (Florida lancelet)
Lineage: Eukaryota; Metazoa; Chordata; Leptocardii; Amphioxiformes; Branchiostomatidae
Exons: 12
Coding region: 341-1945 (534 amino acids)
Biological process (GO): proteolysis
Molecular function (GO): metalloexopeptidase activity
Source: RefSeq, a predicted model, not a curated record
ACAGGGAAAGAUCUCAAUUAAUGAUAAGCACUUAUUUUUAUCUAUCCCAUCGCAGAACGAAGUGCCUGCCCUCCCCCUACUUGUCGAGUAUUGAGUUGAGAAAGAUGACAGGCAUGCAGGUGUUGUGUAAGUAGCGUAGGCGUUGUAAAAAAAUAACAAAUGUCCCCGGUACUGGGUACACAGUGUGUGUAUGAAGCACCGGGAGCCGGAUUUUCUCACAGUCGAGUGUUGGGAGGCGAGAGAAGACCCACGAGAGGAAGGUUCUCUCCAACGCGACUCUUCCUACAACUUUGGAUACAGGUAGAAUUUCAGUGAAACAAAACACCUACAGUCCAACAACAUGACGCUGGGGACAGUUUGUGCUCUCCUCGUCCUGUGUUUCUCAGCGUUAUCCGGCGCUGCGGACACCACUAGCUCCCGGUCCAACCUGCGCGCGCUGCUGACGGACCGGUUCAGCUCCACCCGGCACCACGUGACCGGCGCCGACGCCAAGCGCGCCACGGCAGAGUACUUCAUCCGGACCAUGGAGGACUACGGCAUGCAGAUCUUCAUGGACGCCUUUCUGCUGUCCGACAGGAAGAUCCAAGCGUCUAACAUCCUUGCUCUGUGGAACGGGCGCCAGUCCAACACGCCUAACGACAAGCCCGUACUGUUAGCGGCGCACUACGACACUCAACGGAACUCCCCCGGGGUGAACGACAACGGCUCCGGCAUGGCGGCGCUCAUGGAGGCGGCACGGGUCAUCUCCUCACAGCCCUGCCUGCAGGAGUACACCGUCGGCUUCGUGGCCUUUGACUUCUGGGAGAGAGAGGAUCGAAAAGAGACCCAGUCGGCCUGUUAUCAGUUCGGUUGCGGCAGCCGCCAGUGGGUGACCUACUCCCUGAUGCCUUACCUGGAACAGAGCGGCCUCACCCCCGCCAACUUCCAGGGCGUGAUCGUGAUGGACGGCAUCAUGAACUACAACAACACGGAGGGAUCCCAGGCCGUGCCGAACGCAGAGAUUUACAAGCAGACUCCAGGCGUGACCGACAUCUACAGAUCAUCAGAGGCGGACGGUUUCCGCGGGAACUUCAUUACGUCAGUGGCGCGGACGGAUUAUGACCGGACGCUGUACACCGCCUUCCAGAGGAAGUGGAACUCUCUAGGCGAUCCGCAGUACAAGCAAUACAACGCGCUGAUCCCCAUCAAAGACGUGGAGACGGACGGUCCGAAGAGCCCGUACUGGCCGGUGUACCGCUUCCUCAGCUACAGCGAUCUGUGGAGCUUCUGGAAGGACAACCCGGACCUCAAGACCAUGCUGCUCUCAGACACGGCUCAGUUGCGCGGCCGCAUGCAGCAGUGCCAGCACCGCCCCUGUGACGACAUGCGCUCCGUGACGGAGGAGAACCUUGGGAUGCUGAAGAAGACGACUGACGCCGUCAUCGCGCUGGCGCUGGAGUUCUCCAACACCAGGACCUCCUGCAGGGACCCUAUGUCGUCAGCCCCUGCCAGUUUUAAAGCCGGUCUGACCAUGGAGGGAACGCUGGAGAUAGACGGAAAUGAUUUAAAGUUUAAGCUCGUGGUGGACGCCUUCAAGCCUUCCGGGGUCGUACGGAUGACUGUGAGCAACGACGAUCUGGAAGUAUCGGACUCCCUUUCAGGCCGGUACGACGCCGAGACCCAGACGCUGACCGUGCGGCUGACGGAGCCCAUCCAGGCCGUCAGGGUGGAGCAGGACCCCUUCAAGAAGACCAACUGGAACAUGAACGGGCAGCUCAAGGCUACGGAGACGGGAGUGGAGUGGACCGGGACCUUCUAUAACCUGGAGCGGCAGGGGCACUCCGUCCCCGUCAAAUUUACCAGUGCUGACGGAGAGACAUCUCCGCAGAGCGGAUCCUCCCUGGCCCUGCCCGGUCUGCUGGGGACGGUGCUCUGUGCCAUUCUGACCCGCCUCAUGCAGUUCUGAUGUUUUCUUAAACCCUUGUCCUGCUGAGGAUUUUUUUUCAGUCUAACCCCCUUAAGCUGGUUAAUUGAUCUAAUCAGUAAAACUUGACCUAAUCGUUCCUGCUUCUGCAGAUUUACUUCCCCA